GAAUGGAGAAUGGAGAACGGAGAAUGGAGAAUGGAGAAUGGAGAAUGGAGAAUGGAGAAUGGAGAAUGGAGAAUGGAGAAUGGAGAAUGGAGAAUGGAGAUGAAGAAUGGAGAAUGGAGAAUGGAGAAUGGGGAGAGCGGGCGUUUGCAGUAA
Mytilinidion resinicola is the source of this 153-nucleotide messenger RNA. RefSeq lists its product as uncharacterized. Lineage: Eukaryota; Fungi; Ascomycota; Dothideomycetes; Mytilinidiales; Mytilinidiaceae. The transcript has a single exon. The annotation marks the transcript as partial. The record is from RefSeq and is a predicted model, not a curated record.